AUGACAGAUGUGACCAAAGAUAUUGAUAACUUGGCUGAUGCCCUUCUUACGAUGGAGAUAUCACCCGAAAUCAAUGAUUUGAUGGAAAAACUAGCCCUAAAUUUAACUUCAUCGAACAACCUUCCGGUAGACGUCAAACAUCUAUUGACUUCAAUAAAAACCUAUCUUACACAGUCAUCAAGUGAGAUGUUAGACUAUAAUUUACUUUUGGAAGUGUUGGAUGCAGUUGUGGGCUUGUGUCCGUUUGAGGAUGUACUCAAAGUUUUUUCAGUAGAUGACCUUAUCACUGCCCUCAAAAGUGGUGACAAGGCUUUAACUGAGACGGUUUGCCAAGUAAUUGCGGCUGCUUCUCCAAGAGAUAUUUUUGCAGGCACACCUUUGCUAGAUGAAAUGCUUAAAUUGUACUUCUGCGAAUCUACUGUUGUUGCUAUUGUUAAUGCGCUUGAGAAGACGCUUGGCAUCUUAGUUACGAACCAAUUAAACAGAAGAAGAAUCUUAGAAAAUAACUUACCGGUAUUAAUAAGUGUUAAAGACUGUAAAAACUCUACUACUUUUUGUAGGUUUCUUGAUUUGAUCAAGAUACUCUCUGCAAGUGUCACUUUUGAAGAGUUUAGAAAAGAUAUCUUCAUUAUCGACAACAUGGUGACCAACAAGAUGAUGGAAAAUGAUAUACUUGUUUUCAUUCACAUAUGCCAAUAUUAUAUUGAGCUUCUAACUAUUUCCUUGACAGAAGACGGAAAAGAAUGGGUAAUACGGUAUGUAAAGCCCAGUUUUGAAAUAUUUGGAGAAGCUUUCUCUAGAAGGGAAGAAUUGUUUGAUGUUGGUCAUUUUGCAAAAUCGUAUUUGCUAACCCUUUUCUCUAAAAUCUCUUACCUAGAUGACAAAUCAUAUAUUCAGCUGCUCGAAGCGCAGUUCUUCCCAUUAUAUCCUGACAAACAAUACCUGGACGAAUUUUUGACGGUUCUUGAUCCUAGUUACAUUGCAAAGGUUCAUUUGGACUUGUUAAAAGAAAAAGCAUUACGUGCGGGGAAUGUUCAUAUGUUUGUGAAUCUAAUAAAAGAUGAAGACUGCUUUGUGCAAUUAAAAGACGAAAUAAAUUCUAAAACCUUGAACGAUAUGCCAUACAUAGAGAAAAUGCUUUUGUUAGACGGUCUGACUUUAACUUCAUAUGGUAUUCAACACUUGACUAGAAACAUGCCAUCAGUUAUGAACAGUAUAAUCGAUAGUGGAAAUCAGGUUACCGAAAAAUUGUCGUUUGACUUAAGACUGAGGGUCUUCGAGAACCUUUUGGAAGCCAACCCGCAGGAGUUGUCCGUGUGGUUGAUUCCGUUGCAAUCUGAAUAUGCUAAUAUUCUAAACGGUCGUCGCGGUCGUUUCUCCUCAGGACAACUUGCUGAUGAUUAUCUAUAA
Kluyveromyces lactis is the source of this 1410-nucleotide messenger RNA. It is a transcript of the gene HSM3, whose product is annotated as Hsm3p. Bases 1 to 1410 code for a protein of 469 amino acids. NCBI's taxonomy places the organism in Eukaryota, Fungi, Ascomycota, Saccharomycetes, Saccharomycetales, Saccharomycetaceae. The transcript has a single exon. The record is from RefSeq and is a predicted model, not a curated record.